Amphibalanus amphitrite is the source of this 3153-nucleotide messenger RNA. Its product is annotated as ribitol-5-phosphate xylosyltransferase 1-like. Bases 186 to 1433 code for a protein of 415 amino acids. NCBI's taxonomy places the organism in Eukaryota, Metazoa, Arthropoda, Thecostraca, Balanomorpha, Balanidae. The transcript has 7 exons. Gene Ontology annotation, molecular function: ribitol beta-1,4-xylosyltransferase activity. Gene Ontology annotation, biological process: protein O-linked glycosylation via mannose. Gene Ontology annotation, cellular component: Golgi apparatus. The record is from RefSeq and is a predicted model, not a curated record.
UCGGUUUUGUUUUACGAAUACCGAUAUUUUGCCUCUAUGAAUCGGCGUUAUUUUCUUCAUUAACAGCUUAUGAUAUCAGUUGAUGUUUUAUUGUAUUAGCAUAUCCACAAAAGACGAAUCAGCAUGGUUGAAGCCUGAUUGUGAUGAUUUUUAUUUGUCCUGAAUGAAAAUAGAAUAACUUUGAGAUGAAGGUAAGAAUAUCACUAUCAGUACUGUCUGUCAUAUUUUUUGUUUUAUAUCUUCUGCUUACAAUGUUAAUGGCUAGCAAAUAUUUAGUGUCUGAAGCAAAAAAGGAUAUUUGUGGACAGUCUUCACCUUCAAGCUGCACCCCGGAUCUGGGAAAACAAAAAGCUGAAGAGGUGUUAUCAACAUCAGUGGUCCAACCCUCAGAAGCUGGUUACAAUCCACCAGAAGAUGAGAGCAAGCACAUUGAGAUAUGGAGCAAGGCAGCCAUUGGGUGGUACUUCUGGAAUAGCAUAUUCAAUGCCAGACUGCAGGAGAAACCCGGCGAGCCGUGGAGCGUGGGCUCGCGCCGUUUCUACAAGUACACCUUCACAUUCCGGCAUGGUCCCGGCGUGGUGCCCAACACAGUGCCGGCCGAUGUCCGGUACCUGGUGCUCAUACUCAACGGACGCACCGAUGAAAAGGUUCGGGUGGCGCGCCAGUGGCUGGACCUGCUGCCCCGCCUGGUGCUCCUGCAGCACACGGCCGUCGUGCUGCACGGCAGCGAGUUCUGUAACAACACCUGGAUCCGGCCGUACCUGCGCGCCCACGGCGGCCGCGUCGACGCGCUGUUCGUCGUGUAUGAUGACCCGGACGUGAAUGGCGAGGACAUCUUCCAGUGGCCGCUCGGUGUUGCCACGUACCGAGGUUUCCCUCAGGGCCCGUACACGAUAGACUUCAAGUCUCCGCGGCCGCACAGCUGCAACUUCUUGGGCACCGUGUACGCCAACUCGUCACGGGAGACGCUGCUGAAGAGCUUGCUGUCCGUUCCCGACCACAGCUGCCUGCUCAAGACGCGACAGCAGUGGACAGAGUCUGAGACGCACCAGUCCGCCUCCGAGUACGUGGACGCCCUGCUGCAGUCAGACCUCACCCUCAGUCCGGCCGGCAUCAACCCGGAGUGUUACCGGCAGUACGAGGCGGCGGCGCUCGGUUCGGUGCCGGUGAUGGUCGCGGACGAGCCGCCAGUGGGCCGCUGUCGUCCCGGCCCGGGCCUGCUGCGCCGCCACGGCGCCCCGUUCCUCUGGCUCCGAGACUGGCGUCAUCUGCCUGAGCUGCUGCGGCGAGAGGCGGCGCUGACUGCGCGCCAGCGCGCCGCCCGUCGCCGCCGCCUGCUCGCCUGGUAUGAGGACUUCAAACGGCGAGUCCGCAACGAGUUCAUCAACGUCAUCGUACGUAAGUUCUUCCAUGGCGAGGAUGGUAAGGCGUGAUGUGAUCUGAGUCUUAGGGAUUGAAGGGUGUUAUGUGGUUUUUGAAACAAGAGGUGCGUAUAUUGUUUGGGGAAAAGAUGACGUGAUGGUAGGGGUGGGAAUAAUGCGUAGCUCAGCGUAGACGGUGAUCAAACUUUCAAACUUUUAUAGACGUUACCAUGACGUGGCCAGUCACCCGGUCCGUGCUUCUAUCCACAGGAUACUGAAAUCCUUCUCCUCCACGCCGCAAACCCCCUGCGGGCUGGACAGGCAACUUUAUCUCAUGCGGGCUGCUCCCUUGGAGCGGCACCGCUGCUCCCGAGAGAGCGCACCCCGUAGCCGGGUGCAGUGAGUGCCUUGGGGCUGGAUGGUCUGUCCUCUGGACGGGCUCAGCCCCGGCGACUCACUAGGGUGCCUGCCCAGACCAAUGUCUCCCCCUAUAUCCUAUCAUCCUCCCGGCUCUGAAAUGGUCUCAUUGGACCGAAAGGGCCUAACCCAACAAAACAAACAAACAAGUGGCCAGUGAGUGAAUUUUGCUACGAUGUGGUCUCAGUCCAUUGAAGACGGUGCAUUGUUUUGUCAUUGUACCCUGCAAGUCGUUGACGUGUUAACAACCGAUCGGGGAUAUUUUCUAGUUUAUCAAUUUAAAUAUCAAUAUGAAAUCCACUCUCAAAGUUGCCAUAAUCAUAAUAUACAUAACCACUUUACCGUAACUCGUAAGUAUCGGAACCAGUGACAUAUUUCGUACUCGUUCACAUUGAUAGUCAGUCUUACCAGUUCAAGCACCGCGCUCGGCUUCUGGGUAACGUUUGCUGAGAUUCGCUUUGUGAUACGUCAAAUGACCCAGGUGUUUAGGAUAAACGACGGUUUUACUGUGUUGACGCAUGUCAUGCAGUCGGUGUCUUGAUCAGUGUGUGCCAGCACCCAUGUUCUUAAUUGUGAUGCAUUGGGAAAGGGAAGAUAGUCAAGUGCAAGCCCGGGGGAUAACUUGUCAUGGGUUUUUGUUAAUAUCUAGUGAUAACGGGUAGAUAUUGUGACAUCAGGCAUUAAUAUAGGGAUAUUGUACUCAUCAUUUACCAUCACAACCUGUUGUUGAAAACGCUGGUGGAUUUGCGAUCGGCUCAAGUCUUGUGUCCCCAUCAACCCCAUCGAUUCCCUGGAUACCCUCGGGGAACUGUGAUAAUAUGAGGCCAACGUUUUUACUCCCAGUCAUUUGCUGUGUGACACGCUUAGCCCUAGUGUCGGCGUUGCGUUAGCGUGACACGUAGCUGGACCGUGGGUUUCAUUUUGACGGUGUAAUGUGUGUUCAAUGCAAACAUGUUGCUUUUUCCCAUGGUGCCGGCGACAACCGGUGAGAUUGAUACCUUGUCACGACUUUGUUUGGAUGCCGAUUUCAUAAAGUUUUCGAUACUGUGACUAGUUAUGUGCUUGAACUGGUAUUUACUCGAAAAUCGUGAAUGCGCUUCAUUUUGUGACGAUGUUUCAAUGUGGGCAAUAUUCUGUGGUGUGGAGACAUUUGAACCAUCGGCUUGGCACUAGUCAAUGUUUUAUGCGGGACGUGAACUUACUGCAACAUUCCCCAUUUAGGUGUUGUAAUAUUUACCAUGACAUGUGCCUUUUAUGGUAACUGUGAGUAACGUAUGGUAACGCAGAGGUUCACGUUGGAUUGAGCAUCGCAUGUUUUAGUGACCCGUGGAAAGCCUUUGGUAAAAUACGUAAUACAAAUUACCGAACCAUGUCA